Molecule: messenger RNA, 339 nt
Organism: Cylicocyclus nassatus
Lineage: Eukaryota; Metazoa; Nematoda; Chromadorea; Rhabditida; Strongylidae
Source: the annotation of a GenBank genome assembly
AUGGAAGCGAUCGAGGAAGUGUUCCAGUUUUUUGACACCAAAGGGGACUCAAAAAUUGCUGCAUCUCAGAUUGGCAACUGUCUUCGCUCAUUGGAUCUCGUACCAACGGAAGGACUUAUUGAACGUAUGACACAACAAUGGAAGGACAAACCUGAAGCUCGUGUUUCAAUCGAGGAAUUCCUUCCAAUAUUUGAAAACGUUCGAAAAGAAGCUGGUAGACCACCUAGCGUUGAACAGUUCCAGAAUCUUCUCUCUCAUUUCGAUCGUGAUGGAACCGGUGUGGUGAUGUUACCGGAUCUUCGCUAUAUGCUUCAGAACUCCGUGUGCUGUUUUAUGUGA